GUACCCCAUCAUUGGCCAUUCGUGGAAUGUGUCGACGAGAGAUGAAGUACCGCACCGCAGCACUGCUCACAUUUUGCGGUGGCGGCGCCCGUAUGUUUCUGUGUAUUAUGGAAGGAAUAUCUGUUUCAUUUGUUUUUCUCCAACCGUGUCCGAAUCAUCUUCCGCAAAUCUCGAGCGGAGGCGCGCGCGAGCUAGCAAUUUUCCGGAAUCGGAUCGGAGCGUAUUGUUUCUCGGUUGUUCGUCGGCAUCCCUCGGGUGGGGUUUGGUUGGGCAGAACUCACAGGGGAGUUCACGUAUCGAUUGAAAUACCCGGGCGACGGCGUGUCUGUCCUAACAACAAAGAAGCGUCUCCCUGAUCGGUCAGGUGGCGCCAUCCGUGAAAACCAGGGCAGUCGAAUUCUUCCGCUAACGGAAGGAGGGCAGUCGGAAUUCUCCUACUAAAACUGGUGAGCUGCCAGCAGUAGUGAUAUUGGGGACUGCUAAUUGGAUUAGUGCAAUUGGACGAGUUCCACGAAUCGAAUUAGGUGCCUACCUACAUUUCCCGCCGGCACCGGUUGAGUAGCAAAAAAGGAAUCAUUACACAGAUCAACGAUGCUGGUCCCACCGGAGAUGAUUGCCGUGCAGUCGAAGACCAUUUUCCAGAUCAAUAAGUACUACGCGGAAAAGGUCCAGAUGCGGAUGGGCAACAUUGCCCGGGUGAUUCGCGAGAUCUGCAAAAUCGUGCAGGAGGUGUUGCGGGAGGUCGAGGUGCAGGAACCGCGCUUCAUCUCCAGCCUGGUCGAGUGCAAUGGCAGAUUCGAAGGAAUCGAGGUGAUCACACCGAACAGCUUCGAGGUGGUGCUGUACCUGAACCAGAUGGGCGUGUUCAACUUCGUCGACGAUGGUUCGCUUCCGGGUGCGGCCGUCCUUAAGCUGAGCGAUGGUCGCAAACGAUCGAUGUCCCUGUGGGUGGAAUUCAUCACCGCUUCCGGGUAUCUAUCGGCGCGGAAGAUCCGUUCCCGGUUCCAUACUCUAGUCGCACAGGCCGUGGAGAAAUGUCCGUAUAGGGAAAUGGUGAAGUUGGUUCCUGAUACCACUGAGGUCAAGUUAAAGAUUCGCGAGAGGUACAUCGUGCAGAUAACUCCGGCUUUCAAGUGCACCGGGAUUUGGCCUCGAUCGGCAGCUCACUGGCCGAUACCGCACAUCCCAUGGCCCCACCCGGCACUGGUUGCCGAAGUCAAAUCGGAAGGGUUCGAUCUGCUUUCCAAAGAGAGUGUAAUUCUGCAAGGGAAGAAUGCAAACAUCGAGGGCGACGCUUGGAUACUACAUUUUACCGAAGCCGAGAACCGACUGCUGCAGGGUGGCUACCGGAAGAGGUGUUUGAGUAUUUUGAAAACGCUGUGCGAUCGCCAUUUGGAACUUCCGGGGAGCCCGAUUACGUAUUACCAUCUGAAGACACUUCUGCUGUACGAGUGCGAGAAACACCCGCGGGAGGUCGAGUGGGAUGCCAACUGCAUCGGGGAUCGCUUGAAUGGGAUAUUUCUGCAGUUGAUUUCGUGCCUGCAGAAUCGACGCUGCCCGCAUUAUUUCCUGCCGAGUUUGGAUCUGUUUAAGGGGAAGUCUCCGACGGCCCUGGAUAAUGCUUCGAAGCACGUGUGGAAACUGUGCCGGGACAUUCUGACCAGUACCAAGGCGUUCGAUCGGCUGUAAGGAGGAGGUGAGUCACAAUAAAGUUAAAAAAAAAUAAAUCAUAUCCCCAUCUUAAACCAAGAAUGUGAAACAACAACAAUGAAACGAAUGUAUACGAUAUCGAAACUAAAAGUUGCCCCUAAGUUUUACCAAGUAGAGAAAUUUUUAUCUAAUAUUUAAGUGUUAUUGGGACGAUUUUAAUUCGAUGAAAUUUUGUGUAGUGAUAGUGCGUUUUUAGUGAGAUUGAAAAUUUACACAAAAAUGACCACGAUUAACACAGCUUAGAUGUGUGUAGGUGCAAUUUUGACCAGUUUGUGUCAUUAGAACCGAUUUUAUUGAGUUUUUUGUUUUUUAAUAAUCGUAGUUUAUUUUUAUUUAUAUAUACAUUUUACUAGAGUGUAAUCGACGCUUGUUCAAGUUGAGAAAUGAACUCCAUAAUAACCAACAACGUAAUACGAUAAUAUAUCAGUAAAGAAAUGAAAAUUCAUCAUUGUGAAUAGCUUUUUGGGAGGAAAGUAUAACUUUCAGCAAUAUUCAGUGAA
Molecule: messenger RNA, 2210 nt
Organism: Uranotaenia lowii
Lineage: Eukaryota; Metazoa; Arthropoda; Insecta; Diptera; Culicidae
Product: protein mab-21-like
Exons: 2
Coding region: 592-1689 (365 amino acids)
Source: RefSeq, a predicted model, not a curated record